AUGUCUCCCGCCUCUUCUCUCACAAAAAAAAGUGAGCCCCAAUUUUCUUUUCUCAUUUCCCUUCUCGAUACCCCAAAACUGAAAUCACCAUUUCUCAGCAGAGGUGCGUCUGGGUUCUCUCCCCUUCAUCUCUCUAAGUUCUUGAGAAGGUCGCUCGCCCAUUACAACUUUAAGAAGCAGCAGCUGUUUGAGCCAUUUCUAGUCACUGGCCUGAUCUCUACUCCUCAAUCUGAUCCCCAAACAUACUGUUACCAAACUCAUCGGACUCUCAUCUUGGACCGCUCACCGUCUCAACUCGUCCAGCUUAACAAGCUUUCCAAUUCUAAUUCUGGAAUCGUUGAACUGACUUUGAACAAACUUGAGAGGAGAAAUGCCACUGGGAGGGAUUUUCUGAGAGGGUUUAUAGAGUUUCUUGAAGUUGUUAGUAAGGAUUCCUCUACUAAUGUGGUUUUGAUUCGUAGUUUGGUUCCGAAGGUGUUUUGUGCUGGUAAUGAUUUGAAGGUGCUUCUGUUGUUCUUUUUCUCUUCAUUUUUCUGGUCCUAUCAUCCAUCCUAUUUCUUGUUUUGCAAAAGCCUUGGAAGGGUAGACCGCUCUCAAAUACACAGAGCUAUACUAGCAGAGUAUGCUGGUGCUGUCCUUAGAGUAUUGUCUGCAGUGCUAUAUGGGAGGAGAGGACAUGUUUGGAAAAAGAUUGGUGGGCUUAUUGCAAUGGUGACGUCUUUCUACUUCUUAUCUCAAGGAUGGGCCAUGGAAACAUGGACGAAGGGCAACAAGCUUCACUUUUUCCAUGUCUCUGUUACUGAUAUAUAUAUAGAUAAAUAUGUAAAUAUAUAAUUCAUAUAUACUUAUAUACUGUUGGUGGCAAAGCAAGUUGGCAUUUUUGGUUAGCAAAAUAAGGUCAGAGCUCGACAUAUCCGAAGGGCUCAGCGUAGGUAGGCACGACGAUUUUACCACUUUAUCAAACAGUAGAAUAGAGAGGAGCAAUUCCAAGUUUCUUUCAAAAGAUUUGUAAGCUUUCAAAAGUAAAUGCAUGGAUCGAAGAGAUCCUAUGGCA
Messenger RNA from Humulus lupulus (European hop), 1054 nucleotides. RefSeq lists its product as uncharacterized. Bases 1 to 834 code for a protein of 277 amino acids. The record is from RefSeq and is a predicted model, not a curated record. The transcript is spliced from 7 exons. Lineage: Eukaryota; Viridiplantae; Streptophyta; Magnoliopsida; Rosales; Cannabaceae.